AUGCCGGUGCUCGUCCACAAGCGCUCUCCACACUCGUACGCCGUCCUCCCUAUUUCCCUCCUCACCACAAUCUCCCUCGCCGCCGUUCUCUUCUACCUGCAGUUCCUCUACCUCAUUUCCUUUGUGCUGCGCCCCUUCUGGCCCUCGCGCUACGAUUUCCCGCCCUUCCGCCUGGCCAUCGAGCAAGCCGAGCGCAUCGCCGUCGACAUCCUCCUCGGCAUCGUACCCCCGGCAAUCUACCGCUCGCCCAUGCCCUCCACCCUCCUCCAUCAUGAAGAUCCGCUUGGCCAGCGUCUCACCACCGCUCUACGUGGCUCCCAUGCUUGCCUAGACAGCAUCCGCAGCGCGCCUCCGCGCAUCGUCGAUCUGCCUCCGCUGCCCCAAUGCUACCCCCCGAGUCCCCCGCCACCCACGCCACACACCCAUGAGAACAAAUCGCAUGCCACGGGUCCUCCGGCGCCCUCUUCGCCAGGUCCAGGCCCUGGCACUGGGCCCGAUCUUGCUUCGAAAUGCACCCCCUCAGCCUCCGCCCUCUACGACACCGUGAAAAAGAGCAACCCGGCAAACUCCCCGCGGCCGCGCAUCUCCCCACCCCUUGAGCCAGCCCUGCUCCUGGCUGAGCAAGUCACGCAGCACGUCACCAAACGCCGCAACGAGCAGCAAGUUGUCGAGAUUGUUCAGACUCGCCCCGCGCCACCAGUUCCCGACUCCCCACGCCCCUGCCAGAAGUCGCCGGCUGUGUCAUUUGACGGGCCCAGUGAGCCCGGCGUGCUGUCCGCCUCGUCGCACUACACGGACGAUUCGACGUCUCUGAAUCUCGACGCUGCCCGUGGCGCCAAAUGCCGCUCGACGGAGAGUUACCCUGGCAAAUUUCCAGUUAGCGAGGGGAUGGAGUUUAGUUCGUUGGCGACGGCGGAGUAUGCCUUUCGAGAGCGGGGGACGACUUCUGUAAGGCCGUUCUCGGAUUAUUAG
This is a messenger RNA of Penicillium macrosclerotiorum, 972 nucleotides long. RefSeq lists its product as uncharacterized. The coding region runs from base 1 to 972 and encodes 323 amino acids. The record is from RefSeq and is a predicted model, not a curated record. The transcript has a single exon. Lineage: Eukaryota; Fungi; Ascomycota; Eurotiomycetes; Eurotiales; Aspergillaceae.